Conger conger (European conger) is the source of this 6034-nucleotide messenger RNA. It is a transcript of the gene arid5b, whose product is annotated as AT-rich interaction domain 5B. The record is from RefSeq and is a predicted model, not a curated record. Lineage: Eukaryota; Metazoa; Chordata; Actinopteri; Anguilliformes; Congridae. The transcript has 10 exons. Gene Ontology annotation, biological process: regulation of transcription by RNA polymerase II. Gene Ontology annotation, molecular function: transcription cis-regulatory region binding. The coding region runs from base 1 to 3477 and encodes 1158 amino acids. Gene Ontology annotation, cellular component: nucleus.
AUGGAGCCCAACUCACUCAAGUGGGUAGGCUCACCUUGUGGCUUACACGGACCUUACAUUUUCUACAAGGCAUUUAGAUUUCAUCUUGAAGACAAACCAAGAAUAUUGUCCCUUGGCGACUUUUUCUUUGUAAGAUGUAAGCCAGAGGAUCCGAUUUGCAUAGCAGAACUCCAGCUGUUGUGGGAAGAAAGGACGACCAAGCAACUUUUAUCCAGCUCUAAACUUUAUUUUCUCCCAGAAGAUACUCCCCAGGGAAGAACUGUCAGUCACGGAGAGGACGAGAUCGUCGCCGUCUCUGAGAAAGUCAUAGUGAAGUUGGACGACCUGGUGAAAUGGACAGUCUCCGACUGCUCCCAGUGGAAGUGCGGUCUGAGGGCCGUCCCGCUCAAAUCCACCACGCUCAGGGAUCUGGGGAGGAACGGCCAGUGCGAGGCCUUACAGAAGUACAGGGAGUCCACCCUCAACAGUGGCCUCAACUUCAAAGAUGUCCUGAAGGAAAAGGCAGAGCUAGGCGAAGACGACGAAGAGCGGAAGGUUCUGGUGCUCAGCUACCCGCAGUACUGCCGGUACCGGUCCGUUAUCGCCCGUCUGCGCGAGCGCCCGUCCUCUCUGCUCACAGACCAUGUGGUGCUGGCCCUCGGCGGCAUUGCCUCCCUUAGCAACAACACCAAGAUCCUCUACUGCCGCGACACGUUCGACCACCCCACUCUCAUUGAGAACGAGAGCAUCUGCGACGAAUUCGCGCCCAACCUGAAGGGCCGGCCCCGGAAGAAGAAGCUCUCCAUCUCCCAGCGACGCGACUCCCAAAGCCAGAGCUCCAUCAAGGAGGCCAGCAAUGCCGAGGGCAAGGCCCCUGCCAAGGUAAAAGCUGACUCUAAGGCGGUGGGUCUGGCCAAGCCCAAAAGCAGCAGUAGCUGUAAGAAGGCGGGGGCCGAGGAGAGCCCUAAGGAGGAGGCAGGUGAGGAGUGCCGGGCAGACGAGCAGGCCUUCCUCGUAGCUCUGUACAAAUACAUGAAAGAGAGGAAAACGCCUAUUGAGAGGAUCCCAUACCUCGGGUUCAAGCAGAUAAACCUUUGGACUAUGUUUCAAGCUGCUCAGAAACUGGGAGGCUAUGAGCUGAUCACAGCUCGCCGACAGUGGAAAAAUGUAUACGACGAGCUGGGUGGAAAUCCUGGAAGCACCAGUGCUGCCACUUGCACUCGCAGACAUUAUGAAAGACUCAUCCUCCCGUACGAGAGAUAUACUAAAGGGGAGGAGGACAGGCCCCUCCCCCCUGUCAAACCCCGAAAACAGGAGGCUGGCGCCCAGGAGGGGGGGAACAAGACAAAGGUGAUGGCGGUGAAGCGCCCCAAAGAGGAACAAAACCAGAAGCCCAGGAAUGAAAAGGAUGCAGCUGUGAAAGGCCUGGAAGUCUCGACGGUUCCCGAGGAGGACGGGAGCAGCGACGACGCCGAAAGGCAGCAGGAGGCCCCGGGACUGAAAGAGGAGAGGAAGAGCAGCGGAGAGGAGGACGAGGAGGAGCUCCAGCUCACUGUGAAAGAGGAGGCCCUCAGCUCCGGCGUUCCGGAGAUACCGUCACACUGCGCCCCGCUCUGGGAGGACGGCCCGUCGGAGCGAGUCCUCGGAGACCCCCUGCCCCCAGCCGAGCUCCGGGAGCCGGUCUGCGACGAGCCUCCUGCUGCCAGCCCUCCACGCCACUGCCCAGCGCAGGAUUGGGGGCAGGACGGCGGGGCAGAGCCCGGUAUGCCGUGCGCCGCGGAGAGUGUAGAACCGGCCGAGGUUAAAGAGGCCCAUAACCACGUGGGUAUGGUGCUGCCCACUCUGAAACCCCUGCAGCCCCUCGCCACCCGGGACGUGCUCCCGGAGAAGGAGGAAUCCUCCAGCCGGGACGAGCCCUGCUUCGGUUACACGCCAGCGCUGUAUCCCAGGGGCAACCCCGGAAUCAUGUCCCCCCUGGCCAAGAAGAAGAUGCUCUCCCAGGUCAGCGGCACUGCCCUGCCCAACAAUUACUCCUUUGGCCCGCCCCCUCCAUUAAUCAACAAACAGUGUGUGAACGGUGGCACAGAGGAGCUUUCCAGCAUUCCGGGUCCGCAGGGGCCUGGGGCGGAGACCCUGCUGGUCAACCGGCCGUCCGUGAUCCAGCAUGCCCAGAGCUUCAAACCGCGAGGAACUGAGGAGAGGAAGUCCUUGGGCGAAGCCUGCAACCCUGCCCACGCCCCACCCCAACCCCACCCCCAGCCCAGCCCCACUGGGGACCCGUACCUGCUGAGGGCCGACCCCUACGACAGCACAGAGAAGGUGGCCGAAAAGAAAGUUGUGCGCCCAUCCCAGGCGCCAAGCUUCCUCUGCGACUUCUACUCCUCCCCCCACCUGCACAGCCUCUACCGGCAGACAGAGCACCACCUGAGCAAGGAGCAGCUCUCCAAGUACCUGAGCCGGGAGGCACCCUUUCCCAGAGACUGCGAGGGUGUCCAGGGUUUCUGCCCUGCCAAACACCCCGAAAACCACCCCGGCCUGAGUUAUGGUGCUCAUUUGAGCCAAAAGGACAAGACAGCCACCGGGGAAAGGUCACUUGAGGACCAGCCAACGGACUUGAGCCUACCCAAGCUGUCCCCCCACAAACUGCCUGGCCCCAAGCCCUCGGUAUGCAGGGCAUCCCAUUCCAUGAUCCAGCAGGACGUGAGCACCCCCCCACUCUUUCAGGUGGGCAACAAUCAGACCUCCAGUAUGGACUACCACCCCAGAGCCUGCCGCGUCCCACCCAUGGCCAUGUCGGCCCCGAAAAAGGCUAUGGACCCCCCGUCGAGAGUUGGAGCCAAGCUCCAGAACGGGCGGGGGGAAGACAUGAUGGGGUACAAGGUGGAGGAGAUGUCCCGGCCCAUCCUGAGUGCAAAGAGCAGCCCCCAGAAUGUCUGUGCCGCCCGGCCCCUCAAGAGAAACCCGGAGGAGCCCGAGAAUGGGCCACCGGAAAAGAAGAUUCGGGUGGUGACGCCCAUGCACUCCGCCAAGGACACGAUGGGCCGGACCAGGACCCCUGACCCCGAGAGUGAAGGCAUGAAGCCAGCGGAGCCCAUGCACGGCGUGCACGUCAACAGCUACGCGGAGAGCCACAAGUUCCCCCUCCACUCACCCAUCUUCCCAGGACUCUACCCCGGGGCCUUCCUGUCUCAGGUGCAGGACAUGUGUGACAGCCUGGGCUCCCCCAUCCCCGCCGGAUACUCCCACCCCCUGCAGUACUUGAAAAACCAGGCGGUCAUCUCCCCACUCAUGCCCCCCUUCGCCAUCCAUUCCUUCAUGAUGCAGAGACAGCUGCUGGCCUCUACGGCAGGGCCAGCCCACCUCUACCGCCACCCUGCGGGAGCCUCGUACGGGGACCUCCUACACCACGGCAUGUACCCCAUGUCUGCCCUCAACCCCCAGCCCGCAUUCAGCCCCUCCCAGCUACCCUCCGUACACCCCAGCACCAAACUGUCCUAGACCAACCAGCCUGACAUUCCCAUUGGUAAAGCAGUGUAGAGCAGCUCCUCACCCAUUCUUUGUCCAGCAAGCAUGGCCAAGCUAUAGACCUUAAACAAAUAGCAGAAGAUCUUGAAGAUGCUUGAAUCUGGGAACAAUAGCUUUUUUUGCACCAGAUUUUUUUUUUGCCACUUAAGGUUUUAUAAAUUUUGCACAUGUUGUACGUGGGCCAACUCGGGCUGAUUGUGGCUUGCUGUGUCAGCUGCUGUUGAGUCUGGGGUCAAAGUGCAGGGGUGACGAAUGCAGCAUCGGAGGGCUCCGAGCAAGAGCUCCCAUCAAACCGCUGGCUAUCCAAAGGAUAACACAAGUCAUGUGACAAAUCAAUGCAAUUCACGGUGCAAUUUCAACAGAUCCUGGGUUUUCUCUUUUUACAAAACACUAUGAUGAAAUACUAUGGAACACUGUUAAAGGAGUUGUUAUAAUCAAGGUUUACUAUCUGAAAAAAGUUCAAUCUUCGUUUUUAAUAUUAUUCCUUAUUGUGCAUUUCUUUUUAUUUAAUUGUAGAUCUGCAGUGUGGAGUUCAUUUCAAGCCUACAAGGGUUAUCAUUAGUGACUUAAUGCAGUUGAAUGCAAUCACGUGGACCUGAACAUUGCAGUAUAACAAAGCAGUUCCGUGUAAAUAAAGACAAGCUUGUCUCCUUGAAGGAAAUCUUCAACUUCAGUGAUAAAAUGUGAAGUGGCAUUCACAUGCUGUUUUAAAUCACUGUUUCCGGCCCUCCCUGACAGCCUGUCAUAUGACAUAGAGGACUUUGUUGUUUACCAGGAUGAUGUUAAAUACAUUUGUUAAAUGUAGGACUAAGGAGUUUGUAAAUAGUGAAAAACAAAAAAUAUUACAACGUUUUGUAUCCUAUUCACUGGCUACUGUAAUUUCUGACCGCUCUGAACUACGAGAUAAGAAAGGGUUGGGGUUUGUUCUUGUGUGACAGAAGUGCAAUGCCCGGGACUACUUGGAAGCUGAAAUUGGCUUUUUUUUGUGCGGAUGUAAGACUUGUAAUCCUUUUCUCAGAAGACAAAUUCAGGAGCCACACCACAGAUUUAAGCCUUCACUGGAAAAAAAUCUAAAACUAUGAUUCUUUUAAGGAGCACUUAACUGUAGUGAAGCACAGAAACCAGCCCCCCAUAGACUCUCAGUAAGCAUAAGGCCAGUUGCUCUGAAUUUGUUUGCAGUGGAAGAAAAAGAAGUAGCGAUGACAGCAAUCAAUGAAAAGGGUAUGUAAUGGAAUGACGCAUAAUGCAAUUUGGGAAAUGGUUGCCAGCAGUGAAACAAAGGCUUAUGUAAUUAUUUUUGCACAAAGGAUUUGGGGAGGGGAUGGAAGGAGGUGGGGGGGAGUGUUGGAGGCGGUGCGAAUGAAAAUCUAGUAUGGAGCAAUCUUUAUUAAUAUGUCAUUGGUGAAGACUAAAUAUGAACUGAAGAAAUGUAUUCACUCCAAAAUGUUUGGAGUAACACUCAAGGUUGCUAUGUAACUUUUUUUAAAAGAGUAAUAAAACUGUUUUAUAUGCACCAUAACAAGGCUGCAGUAUCUCCAAUUUAAACUGCAUUCAAUAGUGGUUACACAUUACACCCCCCCUCCCCCCCAAUACUAAAGAAAAAAGAGCACAAAAAUUGUGUUAUCCUUGGAGUUAUUAUGAAUACUUUUAUCUCAAUCAACCAUAAAUUACAAAGAUACGAAAUUGUGUUCAGUUCAUUUCUCCCUUGCAAGUUUUGUGCCUUUUAAAUUUGGUGGUUAACUAUUUACAAGUGGAUGAGCAUGAUUCAAGUUUUGUUUAAAGCAAAAACAUCUGGCUUUCCCUUCAUCUUAAGAACCUCAUUAACAUACAUCAUAUGUUAUACUAAGCUUGCUUAGUGAACAGAGAGGUCUGUGUUACUGGUUGAAUGUUGUUACUGUACAGUGUGCUGAGGUAAAGUGAAAUGAAUCUUCGCAUGGGUACUGUACUAGACCACAUGUUCACAAGCCCAAGCUGGAGCACAUCUGCUCUAGUUUACAAUGUUCAUUAUAUCUGUAAUGAGCGCUGGGAAUUUCUAGGCCCUAUAAUUAGAAUGUUUGUCGGGAGCACUUAAAGGACCUCUCAGUGUAAGAUUGUCAUAUCCAACCAUGUUGGAGAUGUUAAAGUUCAACUUCUACUGUCAGGGCUCUCGAAACACAAAUCUGUUUACCAGUUAAAUCCGUAUUUUGCUCUAAUUGUUUUUGCAGCCUUUGUUGUAAAUGUUGUACACAUAUUUAGCUUUUGUUAUUACAUUGAGUAUUUGUACAUAGUAAGGCCUGAGCUGACAACGCUACAUAGUUUUGUUUUAAGGAUAUUGAGUGACCUUACUAUUAUAGGUUCGAAACGCUACACUUAUGAGUACUGAGCCAAUUAUAAGCACUCGGUUUGCCUGUUUUGUACUUUGUGUUUCCAAAUUGUACUUCUUUGAGAUGCUUUUUGAUACCAUGUCCCAUUAGUUCUCCAAUCACAUAGCUGACGAAAUAUUUUGUACUUUUGAUCCACUGUAUAUUUAAUUAAAAUAUUUUACUACCUA